Molecule: messenger RNA, 1740 nt
Organism: Hypomesus transpacificus
Lineage: Eukaryota; Metazoa; Chordata; Actinopteri; Osmeriformes; Osmeridae
Product: transient receptor potential cation channel subfamily M member 6-like
Exons: 15
Coding region: 1-1740 (579 amino acids)
Biological process (GO): protein phosphorylation
Molecular function (GO): protein serine/threonine kinase activity; ATP binding
Source: RefSeq, a predicted model, not a curated record
AUGGAGGAGGAGGAGGAGGAGGAGGAGGAGGAGAGGGGGGGUGAGCAGGUGUCCAGUGCCGACAUCUCUAGGGUCUCCAGCCAGGCUGUCCUGUUGCCUGGGCUCAGGGACGACAGAGGGGGUUGUGGUGGAGGGCUGGUAAACCCCGCCUUCUGCACUGACGCCGACCAAUCAGGAACGUUGCGGUACAUCCGGCACGGCCAAUGGGGCCGGACCAGGACCAAUUGUCCUCGCGGGGCGUGGCGCUGCAGGGACCGCCCCUACGACCACUGCCGCUCGCUGUCCGCUAGCGUCGAGAACAUGGCGCUCUCUGGCGCCCCCCUCAGCCCGCUGCGGGGCUCCUUCCCUGCCCUCAACGGACCAAUGAACAGCGACAGCCUCCCUGGGAGGAGGAGUCAUAAAGAUGACACGCCCCUCGGCCUCAGCGAGAGCAGAGAGUGGUCCCAGUCCUCCGACCUGUGUGGAGCCCCGGGCAGCAGAUGCAGGACCCUGCAGAAGAAGACCGUCAAGAUCCAGGAGGACGACGACAACGCCGUGGACAUGCAGGCGCACCUCUCACCCACGUCCCUGAGGAGGAAGAGGAGGAGGCAGGGGGAAACGCCAUGCUGGUCGGCCUCGACCAGCCUCAGCCAACUCAAUUUCGAGCCCAUGGAUUUGCUGCAUAAAUUAUCCUCUCCACUCCAGAGCUCCAGGAGUCCCAGUCACUCCGUGUGGAACAGUUGGGCGAAGACUCAAAGCCGCCGCUCCUCACUACAGAGUUGGAUGGGCGCUGAUGCCAAGACCUUCCAGUCCAGCGAGGACUUGGAUCCACACUACUCAGCUAUGGAGAGAAACAAUUUGAUGAGACUGGCUCACACCAUCCCCUUCACCCCGGUCUCCUUCCUGGCGGGGGAGGAGGUGAGCAUAUACUCCCUGGAGGAGGCGAGGACGGAGGCGGGGAGCGUCCCCUUCUGGUCGUCCCGGGGACUGUCGGCCGUGCUGCAGCCCCUGUCCUGCGACGACUCCCUGGCGGGGGGCCUGCGCUGGGCCCGGCGCGUGCUGUGCACCUGGGCGGAGGAGCGGGUCCUGAGGCCCGGCCUGGUGUAUGUGGUGAAGGCCUUCAGGCCGGACGUGGUCCGAACCUGGCAGAAACACUUUGGCGCCAACCCCAACUUUCAGCUCUGUCUCAGGGAGAUUCAACAGCAAAGGGCAGCCCAGAAGCUAAUGGAGGUGUUCAACCAGGUCAAACCAGACAACAUGCCGCACUCUCCCAGGUUCCUGGACGUGUCUCUGGUCCACUGCCACUCUGACGGCCAGUGGCUGACCAUCGAGAGGAGCUUGUCGGGAGACUUCCGGAAGUACAACAACAACACGGGUCAGGAGAUCGCCCCCUGCUGCAGCCUGGAGGAAACGCUGCUGGCCUUCUCCCACUGGAGCCACCAGUACUCUGGAGGAGAGAUGCUGGUGCUGGACAUACAGGGUGUGGGCGAGGACCUCACAGACCCAUCCGUCAUCAGAGCUGGAGACAUGAGCAGCAGCUCCUCUGGUGACAUGGUGUUUGGUCCAGCCAACCUGGGAGAUGCGGCCAUCAACAGCUUCCUGCUCAAACACAGCUGUAACACCUGCUGUCACCGCCUGGGCCUCACAGAUCUGAGGAGGAGGAGGAGUGCGGACGACGGCUGGAUGACGCGGCGGGCCUCGGAGGACGAGGACGAAGAGGAAGGGACGGGGGAGGAGGAGCUGUCCAUGCUGCCACGGUGA